AUGAUGAGCGCAAUAAGACGAGGAUCAAUAUGCUCAUGCCUCAAAGACCCUUCCUCAGCUUACGUGGCCAUGGAUCAUGAACUGAGAGCCAAGUUAGAGAAGUGUUUCUCCAUGACGUUUAAUGAUGACGAUGACGAUUGUGGUUCCUCUGGCGUGAUCGUUAUGCAGAUUAAUGGUUCAGACACGAUCGUUGUAUUGGAUGGACACAACGAAUGCAUCAAAACCUUUUGUUUAAAAAAUGGUGAGCUACUUUCGAAUCGCUAUAAAUUAGACGACCGUCCUAGCAGUAUAACACAAACUGAACCUGAAAAAAUAGCCGUUAGCUUCUUCGAAUCCAAGAAGAUCGCCUUUUAUUCAUUAGCCUUAGGAUUUACUUUGGAGCGAACCAUCGAAACCGAAAAACAAUACUACAGCGUAGCAGCCGUGACGGAAACUAAUUUCAUAGCGAGCGCAGUAUGGGACAAUCCGGUCUGUGUGGAUUUUCUGGAAAUAACAGAUGCAGUCAAAGUUAUAAAAUCUGUCACAUCUUACGAAGAUAAACCAUUGUUUACGUGCCCAGAAAACAUUUAUGUGACAAUCAAAAAAGAUAUUCUGAUAUCCGAUCAUGGCAGGAAAGCAGUUGUUUGUCUGGAUGAUCAAGGCAAUAUAAAAUUUCUCUACCAUCCAGCCUGUCAACACGAGCUAGAAACACCAUUGGGCGUGACGUCCGAUGACGAAGGCUAUAUUUAUGUGGUAGACCAGUCGAGAUGCCUUGUAGAAAAGAUAUCAACUGAGGGAAAAUAUAUUGGUCCAAGCCUUACGGACCAUGAUGGAAUCGAGAAUCCAAGUACCGUUGGAUUUGACAGCAAACAAAGGAUGUACAUUUCUCAAGAAAAUGGCGAUUUGAAAAUAUUUUCUUUAAUGAAUUGA
This is a messenger RNA of Lottia gigantea (owl limpet), 909 nucleotides long. RefSeq lists its product as hypothetical. The coding region runs from base 1 to 909 and encodes 302 amino acids. Lineage: Eukaryota; Metazoa; Mollusca; Gastropoda; Lottiidae. The record is from RefSeq and is a predicted model, not a curated record. The transcript has a single exon.